UUUGUUUAAAAUAAGCAUUCCACUCCAUAUCUUAUUAACGGCAGCGCUAUAAUGUUGCAGUUAGAAAGCUCGCGGAUGGAUACGCGAAGACCGAUAGCAAAGCAAUAUAGCGCGGUUCUGUAAUAAGGCGAAACGAGGUUUUAAAGUACCAAACGCUUCGAAAUAAACCGGUAAAUAAAUCCAGUGUUAACGCAGGCGCUAUAAGUUUGAAAAGGAGCAACUAAGCGACUCAACAGGUCGAGGACUCGUCUUAACAGAAGGGCGGGAGUGAGUAACAUACGCAACAACAACCGGUACACCUUCCGUCUUCCUCUAGAGCGGUCUCCAUUUUAACUCCUCGCCCAGCCUGCACCUCACGUGUCCUGGACUGUCUUUCUCACAUGACCCGUGUGUUUGUCCCCGUGAUCAGCGCUUCCAUCUCCCGUAUUUCAAGUGUCGCUGAAUAUCGCAUUUUUAAAUCCGCUCGCCUUCAUGGAUAUGCUCGAUCAGAGCUUGGACACCUCGACGAGUCACGCCAAACAGGAAACUGAGGAGGUUGUUCAUCUGCAGGAGGGAGAGGGGGUUGGGGCGGAGGAGCAGGCAGCGGUUACCAUAGCAAGUGUCCAGCAGGCAGCAGCUUUUGCAGACCACAAUGUUCAAUACCAGUUCCGGACAGAGAACACUGGUGGACAGGUGACAUAUCGCGUGGUCCAGGUAACAGAGGACCAUUUGGACGCAGCAGGAGAUGGAGGAGCGGCAGUCAGUGUAGUCUCCACAGCCGCCUUUGCGGGUGCACAGCAAGCCGUAGCACAGGCUGUCAUCCAGAACCCUUUUAGUAAUGGAGGCAGUCCAGUGGGGGAAACAGUGGGGGGGGAGACACGCUUCGCCUACUUCCCAGCAGCAACUGUCAGUGACGGUACAGCUACAGCUGUCUCAGUGCAGGCCACGUCUGAUCCGACCCUCACACAGGCUGGAGGUCAGUUUUACGUGAUGAUGAGUCCACCAGAUGUUUUACAGACUGGAACACCACGGACCAUCGCCCCUCGUACACACACAUACUCUACAGACCUUGGUGAACAUGAGACUCUUCAACACAGCAGAUCAGACUGGAAGAUUGAUGGCCCCCGGGCGCCUCGUGAUGAGAGAAGGAGAGCACAGCACAAUGAAGUGGAAAGGAGAAGAAGAGACAAAAUCAACAACUGGAUUGUCACACUGUCUAAAAUCAUCCCAGACUGCAAUAUAGACAAUACCAAAACAGGAGCAAGUAAAGGAGGCAUCCUGUCUAAAGCAUGUGACUACAUUAGAGAACUCCGACAGACUAACCAGAGGUUGCAGGAGAGCUACAAGGAGGUGGAGAGAAUACAAGUGGACAAUGAGCUACUAAGACAACAGAUUGAAGACCUGAAGAAUGACAAUGCACUGCUUAGAGCUCAACUACAACAGCAUGGCCUGGAAAUCAGUGAAACUACAUCACAGUGACAAAAAAAAAAAAAAACAUUCUCAUAAAUAAACAGUCUCAAGUGGAGAAAUAACCCCUCAAUGACACCCUUUUUCACAACUCAUCAUAGACUUAAGAUGUGCUGACACUCAAGUAGGGUAUGAAUGCUUAUUUGAUACACAGACACAUCCUUCUGACAACCGACUCUCUGAACAUUGUGAAAAUAAUAUCUGCUGUACAAGCACAUUUUGUUUUCUCCCUCACUUUCAAGAGCACUCAACAACCUGGACUCGAUAUGGAAUAACCCUCUUCUUCCAGAAGUAUCCCGCUUGCCACAAGUCUUUGUCUUUAGUUUGAAUCUCGGAUUUGUGAACCAGUUAUAUGCCUGCUCAUGCCUAAUGCUCAUAUUUUGUUCUGUUUGAAACAUUUUGUGGAUUUUAUUUUUGCUACAUCGUGGAAAUGUUACUACUGUCUCUAACAUGACAGAAGUUCUUUUUCGAGGGUUCUGUGGUAUUGUAUUUAUUAGCUUUCAAGAAAUCGCGCAGCAGCAGGUAUACAAAAUCUUGGCUAAUUUUUUUAAUUUGGUUUUGUUUUUCUGUCCUGCAGUCUUUCCAUAUAUCAGACUUUGUGAAAUGCGUUCAUCUGCCUGAUCCGAGACUUGACAUUGUGGCACAUCAAGACUAAUUAACAGUAUAAAUUUGCUUAGAAAAUAAAUGAAAGUGCAAAGAGUAUGUUUUCAUAUAAAAUAGAGACUUAUGAUUAUCUAAAUCUGCAUUACCUGUAAAUUUCAGUUUUCAGAGUCCAUUAUAUUUAAUGCACUGUGAUUUUAGUGAAGGAUGAACGAGUAGCUCAGGGUUUUGAGGUGCAGGAAAAUAGCCAAGGCUCUGGAACUCCCCACUAACCUUGUAACCCUGCACUUUUUGCUCUUUGGCUUUAACAUACUAGAAACAUGUACUGUAUAUAUCAUGUAUUUCAAUCAGAUAUCCUUGCGUCAUGAAUUAAUUCGAAGAAAUUUUCUUUUAUAAGCUCUAAUUCCCAGGCUCAUUUUUCUGCAGCAAAUAAAAUAGAAGAUGCACAAUAGAAACAAAUAGAAUUGCUACUGCUAGUAGUGUUCUGGCUUAUUUUGUUGAAGCUUAUCUUCCAUCUUAUUUUGUAACAGUCCUUAUUUGGGUUAAGACAUUGGUCAACAACGUUUUGAACAUUAAAAUCAGAGAUGAGCUUUAAAAAUGAUCAAACACAAUUCAGUUAUAAGAGUUUGAGCAUUAAUAUCUGACAGCAAUUGGAGUUAUUGUUAAUGAGCUAUGCAUAAGGAAACCAAACCGUUUAAAAGCGAACAGAUUUAUUUUCUUUGUUAAAUUCAAUAUGGUGUCUAGCUUGAUUAGGGUCUCUUCAAGCCUGUGUUUUUCCCUUCCUAGCCAGAUGGGCUUAUUGCAAAGCUGGAAUAAUAUAAUGUCGGGUUACAAAAAUAUUACUUUUGACUAGCACAUUUUAGUUCAUCUCUACCCAUCUCUAGUUUUGGUUAAAAAAAAAAAGAAAAAAAAGAAAGCAUUAGAUUUUAAACAGCCUUAAGUUAAACCUCAAGCAAUCAGUGAUCAUAGCAAACCAAGUGCUGAACCAGUGAAACAAUCUAUGUUUCAAAAAUUCCACAUAGCAAUAAAGAGAGUGCACAGAAACCUUAUUAAACGCUCUGUCCUCUUCACAGUAUGAAUGCUGUACUUGAAUGACUGUUGAUUUACAGAGUCAAGAACUGUAGUCUAAUGCACUGCUGCUUUUAAAUCAAAUCUUAGAAUAUUUUUAUUCAUGUCUGGUUGAAUUGAGUUACCCUUAGCAUGCCAUUCUUACCACUGGUUUGAUAUCUAUAAGCUAUAAAAAGCACUUGCUUUGUUUAUACCUGAUGACUGUUGAUGUUUAUGUAUGUACUUAUAUAAAAAGAGAAACCCAGAGUAACAAUGUAGUUUUUUUUUUUUUUUUUUGUCUUUGGAAGCAACAAAAGUGCUGAAAUAAAUUUAAAUUAACUCCAGUGCAGUUAAACAUUUUCUUAUCUGUUACCACUCCAGUACAACAACAUGAAAAGACACAUUCAGUAGCCGUAUUUUGUUUCACUGGUUCUCACUGCUAAAUGUUUUUAGAGGACAUCAUGAUCACACAUGCAGAUCUCAUACAGUUGCUCUAUUUAUCAUAAAAUUUAAUAAGCAGCAUCCGUCUAUCAUUCUAUGAAGUAUCUUAACUGUGCUUAGAGGUCACGAUUGAACAAUAGAAAAAAAGAACUACACGCACUCUCUAGGCUUUCAGGUGUGUAGGGCACAUGUCUGUUCUGCUUAGUGAAUUAAGUUUCAUUUCUCGAGAAAGAGAAACACAAAUGGGACGUGUUAUUUUUAAGGCAGGGUUUGAUUCCAACAUUUCUACAAAUUACAAAGUUUCGUUUAUAGACAUUAGAGACAAAACUCUACAUGUGGUCUGUUCCGGAAGGGGUAAUGACUAUAUAAGCCCAGCAUGAGAUUAAAAGCAACACAUGCAGGCAGAAAGCGAAGGACUGGUUUUGUGACUUCAGUCUGACCUACAAUUAGCUGCGAUGACUUCCCGAAAACACAGGCAGUUCUGUUUGGAGCCAAUGGGAGAUAAACCUGUACAUAAUCUUCCUGGAAUUGGUCGUGCGCUGGGCGGGCGACUGCAGGACAGAGGUAUAAGCCAUGCACGGGGCAUCGAGGGCCAUUUCCUGGUCUUCAACCAGAACCAGGAGAAGUUUGGAAACUGGCUUAAAGACACCUGUGGGGCAAAUGCUAAGCAGCAGAGGGACUGUUACAAUGGUCUGAAAGAAUGGACAAAAAAUAAUAUGUAAAGAGUAGGGAUCGUUUGCAUCUAUCAUCUGUAAUGAUAUUCAUCUGUUCUACUCUUGAAUAUAUCAUCUAAUUCUGAAAAUGUCUACUCUUAAAUUAAUCUUAUUUCAAAUUUCGGAUGAAUGGCAAAUAAUCAUGUAUCAAUGGAAAACUUUAUAAACGAUGUUUACUUGGAAAA
This is a messenger RNA of Cyprinus carpio (common carp), 4432 nucleotides long. It is a transcript of the gene usf2, whose product is annotated as upstream transcription factor 2, c-fos interacting. The record is from RefSeq and is a predicted model, not a curated record. Lineage: Eukaryota; Metazoa; Chordata; Actinopteri; Cypriniformes; Cyprinidae. Gene Ontology annotation, biological process: regulation of transcription by RNA polymerase II. Gene Ontology annotation, molecular function: DNA-binding transcription factor activity, RNA polymerase II-specific; protein dimerization activity; RNA polymerase II cis-regulatory region sequence-specific DNA binding.